AUGUCUAAAAUACACCCCAUACUCUCAGGAGAGGAAAUAAUCGAGCAAACUUUAUCGAAUAAACUAUUUUACAAUAAUACUCAAAAUGUUGAAGAACCUAAAAUUAACGCUUUAUUAUCUAAUUCUGAUGAACAAUUAUUAGCAGAGAUAGGAUACAAGCCAGAACUAAAGAGGCACUUCUCAUUGUUUCAAGUAUUCGGUAUAUCUUUUAGUAUAAUGGCUAUAUUACCGCUGAUUCUGAGUAUUCUAGCUGAUGGGUUAACUGGUGGACCUGCUGGUUGUUUUUGGGGAUGGGUGAUUUCUUCAAUUUUUAUUCUUACAAUCGGAAUUUCCAUGUCAGAGAAUGGAAGUUCGCAACCAACAUCCGGAGGCUUGUAUUACUGGACUAAUUUCUAUGCUCCAAAGCGAGCCAAAACAGUUAUAUCUUAUUUAAUAGGAAAUACCAAUUCAAUUGCAUUGAUUGGCGGUUUAUGUUCUGUUGACUAUGGUUUUGCACAAGAAAUAUUGAGUGUAAUUGUGAUAGCAACAGAUGGUGAUUUCAAUGUAACUGCUGCUAAGACCUAUGGGGUAUUUGUUGCUUGUGUUUUAUCACAUAUAAUACUUACUUGUGCUUCAUCAAAAAAUUGUGCCUGGUUACAGACAACGCUGGUUAUUUUGAAUACCACUAUUGUUGUCAUAUUUUUGAUUGCUCUACCAAUCGGUGCUAAAGGAAACUUCAAAAGCGCAAGUUAUGUUUUUACAGAAUUUAAUAACUUUUCUGAUUGGCCGUCUGGUUGGACCCAGAUAUCAUCAACAUGGUUACUGGGAAUAUGGACACUUGGUGCUUUUGACUCGGUAAUCCAUAUGUCGGAAGAAAUUCCUCUGGCAUCGACUGCUAUUCCAGUUGGGAUAAUAGGUUCCUUGUCAGCCUGUAUUAUUUUGGGAAUUAUUGUAAUGCUUGUCACUCUAUUUUGUAUACAAACAAAUGAUAUUGAAGGCCAUAUUAUUGGUUCGAAGUUUGGUCAACCGAUGGCUCAAAUCAUUUACGAUUGUUUGGGGAAGAAAUGGGCAAUAUCAUUUAUGAUACUAAUUGCAUUAGGCCAAUUUCUAAUGGGAGCAUCAAUUUUAACGGCUAUAUCCCGUCAAAUCUGGGCAUUUUCUAGAGACAAUGGAUUACCAUUUUCUUUUUGGAUUAAAAAAGUCAAUGUAAAGUUGUCUGUCCCAAUUAGAGCUGUCUGUUUCGGGGGUUUUAUGGCUAUUUUGAUAGGCUUACUAUGUUUAAUUGGAUCCACGGCUGCAAACGCUUUAUUUACUUUAUACAUUGCUGGUAAUUAUGUCGCUUGGGGAACUCCAACUUUCUUGAGGUUGACUUUUGGUAGAUCAAAGUUUCAGCCAGGGAAGUUUUACUUAGGAAAGUUUUUCUCGCCGCUUAUUGGUUGGACUUCAACCGCAUUUAUCCUAUACACUGUCGUGAUGGUAAUGCUUCCAUCCACCAGACAACCAGAUAAAGAAACAAUGAACUAUACUUGUGUUAUUACCCCUAGUGUUUGGAUCUUGUCAUUAAUCUAUUAUAAAUUAUAUGCCCAUAAGUAUUAUCAUGGCCCACAAAAGACUGUCGAUGUUUCAGAUUAUGCGAAUGAAAAACAUAUGGAACAGAUUUAUACGAUCCUAGAUGGGGUUGAUGUAGAUUCUGGUAAAAAAUCUAUGACGUACGAAAAAGUUUGA
This is a messenger RNA of Debaryomyces fabryi, 1704 nucleotides long. It is a transcript of the gene UGA4, whose product is annotated as Uga4p. The record is from RefSeq and is a predicted model, not a curated record. Gene Ontology annotation, biological process: transmembrane transport. Lineage: Eukaryota; Fungi; Ascomycota; Pichiomycetes; Serinales; Debaryomycetaceae. Gene Ontology annotation, molecular function: transmembrane transporter activity. The coding region runs from base 1 to 1704 and encodes 567 amino acids. The transcript has a single exon. Gene Ontology annotation, cellular component: membrane.